This is a messenger RNA of Musca vetustissima, 395 nucleotides long. RefSeq names its product collagen alpha-1(I) chain-like. NCBI's taxonomy places the organism in Eukaryota, Metazoa, Arthropoda, Insecta, Diptera, Muscidae. The coding region runs from base 16 to 390 and encodes 124 amino acids. The record is from RefSeq and is a predicted model, not a curated record. The transcript has 2 exons.
GAAUGGAGCUAGAACAUGGUUUGUUUGUGUGUUACAGAUGGAGGUGGUUCACCAGCUGCCGUGCCCUAUAAUCAUGUGGUUGGUGCCCAGGGAGGAAAUGGUGGAUUUGGUGGUAAUGGCGGUAACGGUGGCUUCGGAGGUAAUGGUGGUUUGGGUCCCAAUGGUCCAAAUGGACCCAACGGUCCUAAGGGACCCAAAGGUCCCAAUGGUCCAUUUGGCCCCAAUGGCCCACCAGGUCCUCCCGGCCCAACUGGCUUCGGAAAAGGAUCGGGUUCGGGAACCCCAGGAAAACUUGGUCACAACGUGGGAUUCGGCGGCGGAUAUUCUGGCAGUUUAGAAGGACAGGCAUCGACCGGUUUUCCUGGGGCCAUCGGAUACACCCAAGGUUAGCAUAC